Molecule: messenger RNA, 4940 nt
Organism: Epinephelus fuscoguttatus (brown-marbled grouper)
Lineage: Eukaryota; Metazoa; Chordata; Actinopteri; Perciformes; Serranidae
Gene: slc33a1
Product: solute carrier family 33 member 1
Exons: 10
Coding region: 321-1967 (548 amino acids)
Cellular component (GO): membrane
Molecular function (GO): acetyl-CoA transmembrane transporter activity
Source: RefSeq, a predicted model, not a curated record
GAUGCACACGCCGCUCUUCCUGGUUCUUCUGUUUUGAUGUUCACCGAUGUAACCUCUUUUAAGUCAAACGGUAGUAGUUUUCUCAUGUUUCUUACCUUUAUUAAGAUGCCACAAAUAAGCGGUUUAAUAAACAUAGACUAGAAACCGACUUCCGGUUGAUUGUUUCUGUAAUUUAGCCGUUUGUGUUCAGUUUCUCUGAUUUGGCAUGCUGUCAUCAUCACCAGGUAUGCAUGAAAUCAUCCACUGCAUGUGCUAACGUAUCACCUGGCGAUUUCAAGAUUUGCUGAGGGCACAGCUGUUUUGAUGCCCACUGCUCCACCAUGGAGCACUCUGAAUUUAUGACACUCAAGAACGGGCGGCAGAGGAAGAUGGCAGGUGCCUCUCUCCCACCUGAGAACAUGAGGGACGUGGACAGGGAUGAGGCGAGCUCUGAACCAGAUGUGGAAGACGAAGCAGAGGGUCUUAUCAGAGGGUCAGACUCUGAGGACAGGAGGCACAAAGUCAGGCCUGGGAUUCGUGGCGAGUUGGCGAACGUGUCGCUUCUUCUGUUCCUGUACGUGCUGCAGGGGAUUCCUCUGGGACUGGCUGGUAGCAUCCCUCUGAUCUUACAGAGUAAGAGCGUCAGCUAUAAAGACCAAGCCUUCUUCAGCUUUGUCUUCUGGCCGUUUAGUCUCAAGCUGCUGUGGGCGCCACUGGUGGACGCUCUCUACUUCAGCAGGUUUGGUAGAAGAAAGUCGUGGCUGGUGCCCACACAGUACCUGCUCGGCCUCUUCAUGCUCUACCUUUCGUUCACGGUUGAUUCACUCCUGCAGAGUGAGGGCGGACCCCAAGUGGUAACACUCACAGCAGUCUUCUUUAUGCUUGCCUUCCUGGCAGCCACACAGGACAUAGCUGUGGAUGGCUGGGCCCUCACUAUGUUAUCCAGAGAGAAUGUGGGCUAUGCUUCUACAUGCAACUCUGUGGGCCAGACAGCAGGAUACUUCCUGGGGAAUGUGCUCUUUCUGGCUCUGGAGUCUGCAAACUUCUGCAACAAAUACCUCAGAGCAGAGCCUAAGGACACGGGCAUUGUCACCUUGUCAGACUUCUUGUUGUUUUGGGGAGGGGUGUUCCUCAUUUCCACAACAUUGGUAGCCAUUAUUAAAAGGGAGAAUGAGCCUGGCAAAGGAAAGAGAAGAGUCCAUGAGGAGACGCAGGGUGUCACGGAAACCUACAAGCUGCUGUUCUCUAUCAUCAAGAUGCCCACAGUUUUCACCUUUUGUAUCCUGCUUCUCACUGCGAAAAUUGGCUUCUCUGCAGCAGACGCAGUAACAGGCCUGAAGCUGGUGGAGGCUGGAGUUCCCAAGGAGCAGCUGGCAUUGCUGGCAGUGCCCAUGGUGCCUCUGCAGAUCCUACUACCUGUGAUCAUCAGUAAAUACACAGCAGGACCCAGACCUCUGGAUGUCUUCUACAAGGCCUUCCCUUUUAGGUUGCUAAUAGGACUGGAGUACGCUUUUCUGGUGUGGUGGACCCCCAGUGUAAAACAAGAAGGAGGAUUCCCUGUUUACUAUUACGCCAUAGUGCUUCUUAGCUACGCGUUGCAUCAGGUGGCGUUGUACAGUAUGUACGUGGCCUGCAUGGCCUUCCAUGCCAAAGUGAGCGACCCUCUCAUCGGUGGGACCUACAUGACCCUGCUGAACACAGUCACCAACCUCGGUGGAAACUGGCCCUCCACUGUGGCUCUGUGGAUGGUGGAUCCACUGACCUCUAAGGAGUGUGAGGGUGCUGUCGGGCAGAGCUGCGGCUCUCCAGAGGAGGCAGGGCUGUGCGUCAAGGAGGGCGGCGCUUGUGUGACCACACUGGACGGCUACUACGUGGAGUCAGUGGUGUGUGUUGUGAUUGGUUUAGCCUGGUGGUUGUGGUUAGGGAAGAGGAUGCGGCAGCUGCAGGAACAGAGCCCAGCCGCAUGGAGGUGCAGAGCUAAUCAGUGAUGCCGCUCCACCAUCAGUACCACAGACUCUUUGCAUACCCCGAAUGGUGGACACAAUGUUAUUCCAUUCUUGUUCGUCUGGUUUAGUCCCUCUGGUCCCGCUGUAGCUGCUGCGUUCACAAAACACUCUCACACCUCUGUCUCCUUGAAGCACAUCAGUCUGAUGAAAGACAACAUCGUCUCUCUGGGGGUAAAGUCAUUAUCACCGUUUCUCACGCUAACUGUCAACAACCUGAAAACUGAAACAACCAGUCAGACUAGCUAUGAAUAUUUUUGUUUUUGAUGUUGAAACCACAUUCUGCUGCUCCAAACAGCCUAACCAAACGAGAGCUGGGUGAAAGAGUGUGUUCAAAUAUCUUUCUGGGUUGGUUUUAACCUGCUUGGAUAACCAGUUUGUUGAGUUCAUCUGUUAAGUUCUUUGCAGUUUCUGCGUAAAAAACAACUUCUUGAAAUUUGAGCCCCUCAUGGAAAAAAUCAUCGGUAAACUCAGCACUUCAGACUGAUUUACCUUCACGUUCAGUCACAAUUUAGUCUAUAUUCUAGGGAUACUAAAGGGACCUGACAAGCAAAACAUACACAUACACUCCUCUGACCUAACUGUAUAAACUCGUGGAUAUGAUUUCCUUUUUUUCAUGAACUGUCUGAAGUGUCUUGAUGCUGGUUAUUCAAAGUAAGUUCAACCCAGUGUGAACACUAUCUUUCAUUGCUGUUUGACUAAGAUCUGAACCAAUGUUUCUUUUUUUAAAUAAUUAUUUAAUAAUGUUUCCUCUGAAGUGAUUUGUGCCUUGUUUAGAGUUUCAAAUUUGUUCAGCGCCAACUUGUUUGAGUUAAAUAAUAAAGGCAGGGACAUUUACAGUCAUUUGAAGAUGAAGUUGUUAAAUUGAUGAGUUUUCUGUUUUACUGUAGUUUGGUAGAUUACACAAACAGGACUGCUUUUAUUCUUUCAGUACUGAUUACAUUCAUUUCAUUAUUUCUUUUUUUACAGUCUCUAAAACAUGACACUGAAAACACAUUCCUUAUGACCUAUUUUAUUAUUAUCAUCAAUGCUUAAAUGAACUAUGUCAAAAAUAUUAAAUGUUUUAUCUUUUAUUUUUCCAGACUUUCCUUACAUCUGAUCAGUUUUCUCCAUGAUAGGACCAAUUCAAAUCUUAAAUAGCAAUAUUGGGCAGUGCAGCUUUGAACUGUUUGGACUGGUUAGUGAUUUCUGCUGAGGUAUUUUUACGUUGCAAGAGGAAAUAUUUAAAAUCUAUAUGUAUAUUUGUUAUUUGCAGCCAUGCCUUAGUGAGUCCCGCAGCAUUUUCCAUUUUUAUAGAUGCAUCAUAUUGAGACACUGUAUGUCAAAGGCCAUUAUGCUGUAUACUCACUAUUACUGCAACACUUUACAACAGGAGUCCUGAUUAGGACUUUUUAACAUCCGUUUUGCAGCGUAGAGGAUCUCUCAGCAGAUCCCAUCUGAGUGGGACGUUAACACCAGCUUGAAAAGUAUGUAAGUAAAUACAUACAGUAAAUUUCUCACCCUCCAAAAAUGAUUAAGGAUCCCAGACCAGCAGCCUCGAAGAGAAACUUGAUAAGCUGUUUAUGUUCUGCAUAUUGUACAUAGACCUGAAUGUUACAGUAUUUUCUCUGAAGUCAGCAUUGAUAAUUCAAAUGUAAAUGUUGAAGUAAACAAUCAGGGUUCAUGUAAGAAUAAGAGAGCCUAAUUUUUGAAAUCGUGCUGCACAGUUUCUGCUUUCUUAUGCCGACUUUGUGAACCACAUGAAGGUCAAUCAGAGGUCAUUUUUAGAUCACUAUGGUAGCAGCUGUUUUUUUUAAUAAGUUUUGGCCAGUGACUCGUCUGAAAUGCACAUAAGUCCAUUAUACUGUACAUUAAAGAAAUACCUCACCACUCAAAUGACUGGCUGUAUAUCAAUUACUCAACUUGUGUUACGUUGAAUUUGUGAAAAAACUUUUUUUUGCAUGCCUCCAUGGUGAACAAAGAAUCCAAAAACAGAGAAUUCUUGCUGAAUUGAAGUCAUAGGGGCGUGCAAUUCAAAACAUUCCUUCACAAACUCUCUUAAAACUGCAGUAUAAUCCCAAGUCUCAUUUAUCCAGGUAUAUGCUCAGUACUUUCCACACAGACAGCCCUUUCUAACAGGGAAGUUAAGUAGACGUAAACGUAUCUAUUCUCUCCUAAAGCCAGACUGUGUUAGUAUGCAACUUUGGUGAAUUUAAACUAGCCCUUUAAAACACCAAAUUCAGAUACGCUACACAGCUUACGUGAGAGUUUGUAAACAGAUGUGUUGAUGUAGCAGUCCCUAUGACUUAAAUUCAUUCAGAAUUUUCUCCGUUUUUGGAUUGUUCGUUCACAGGAGGCAUUCAAGUUUUCUUCAUGAAUUCAGUGUCGCACAGGGUGAGUUAAUUGAUAUACAAAUGUUCAUUUAAGGGGUAAAGUAUACCUUUAACUUCAUACUUAGUGAACUUGCUUUGAUGUGUAAUGGGCCUUUCAUUUGUAUUUGUACCAGCACUUAACUGUAAUAUGCCCUGAGAGCCUUUUUGCCAUGAACAGGGCACUGUGUUUGUUUUUUCUUCUUUUCAGAUUGACUGUGUGACUGAUGAUUUCAGCAACAAGUACAUUUGUUCUUAUAACACUUCAGAUCAGUGACUUUAAUCUGCUAAACUGGCUUUUAGGUGGUGGUAGACUACUGUUAAUUCAGCUGCAGAAAAUUGUUUUAAUUUAUCACAAUGUUACCUCAUAACCCUGCAAUUGAUUUUUUUUUAAUUUAAGUUUGAUUUUUUUUUUUACUUUGCACAACUUUUGUUUACAAUGAGUCCAAAUCCCCAAUCAUAUAAAGGAAAAGCAUAGCACAGGGUGACGGUAUCGUGAGAAAUUUAAAUAAGCUAGCAGCAGCGCUCUAUGUUUUAAUGAUGAAGGUGAGGUACUGUGACGUUCUGAAUUUUAAACAAAUCUUAUAUGUAAUUAAAAGACAUAUGCACA